CUCAUAUUUAUUUCUUUUAAAAUGUUUCUUCCAUCAGGUUCCAGAUGUCUGCAGAGAAACCGUCACCUUUAACUAAGAACCUGAAACCUUGAGGAGAAAGAAACUAAAACUGGUUUAAAUAUUACUGACAGACUGUAGAUCUAUCAUAAAGGUGCUAGUAAUCAUGUUUAAACAUGCUAGUAACCAUGGCAACCAGUCUGCGAUGAGCUCCUGUGUCUUUCUCAUUCAUGCCAUCUUGUUUUCCACCUCAGAUUAGAUCCAGUUGUCUCUGUGUUUCCUCUGCGUUCCCAGGUCUGCUGGUUGAGCCGCUCAUCUUCCUCUCUUCCUCCACUGACGGGGUCUCCACAGGCAGAAAGCAGGGGUCUGAGCUCCUCAUUGGCUCACAUUUCAGCAUCAUGUGCUCCAUCAGACCUCAGUAUGAAGGCGGCUCCUUCCAGCUCAUCUUCAGCACCUCUAACUACACUCAGAACCAGACCCUGCCAGCUGUUAAUCACUCCGCCCUCUUCCUGUUCUCUGCUGCUGGCCACGCCCACCAAGGAACCUACCGCUGCGUUUACCACGUCUACGUUUUCUCCUAUAACUUCUCCUCUAUGAGCCAGCCUCUCAACCUCACUGUCUCAGGUAAACUCAUGGAGUCCAUCAGGAAAAGUUCUGCUUCAGUUUCAGCCUCUCCCACUGCUUUGAUCAUCAGACUGGUUGUCGUCCUGCUGGGUAUGCUGGGAUCAGUCCUGGUCCUCUACUUUAAGGCCAGGAGAAACCAGAAGUCUGGACCAGAAAACAACCAUCAUGAUGAAGGAUCCAGAGCUGAAGGCAGCUUAGAGGAGGAGACUGCAGUCUGAAGGAACCAGGAGAAAAUGAUCUUCAUUUCACAUCCGCAGGAAGGAGCAGAGACAUGUUUCAGACUCCUGGAAAUCUAUCCGUCUAUGUAUCUAUGAUAAAAUGUCUCUGUGCUCCUGCAGCAGGAAGGAAGUUCAACAUUCAGAAAUUUGUAUCUGGACUAAACCUACUUAAGUUAAACUUAUAUAAGAAGGGAACACAAAACAAAACAUUCAACAAACAAAAUAUAACAGAAAACCCACUUCAUCAAAAUCUGAUCUUCAUCAACCUUGCAAGGAUAGCAUAUGAUAGGAUAUUUAAGGUCAAAGGUCAGGUAGCCAAUUUAUCAGACGAUGUGAACAAGCUGCCUCUGAUCUCCUACUAUGAUAAAGUUAACUACGUAGUCAACACAAAGAGUGCAUACGCCGUAAACGAGCUUCACUGCCUGAAAUUCAUGGACGCAUAUAAUUAGUAUUUCAACAGCUUUUUAAAGGAGAGAAAAUCUCUCUGUGUGAAUAAUGAGGUUCUGGUGACUGGCAGACCAAGUACAUGUAGCAACAAACAUGUAGGCUACAUGUCUGCUUAGCUUGCAGAUGGGAUGGAACAUUUUAUAGUUACUAUGAUUAUGAGUGAAUCAAUCCAUAACAGUGUUAUGAUUCUUGUGUAAAGCAUGUGCUCAUGGGAAAGUCUUCUGAAGCUGUUUCUCUGAACUCUGUAUUAUUAUAAAGUUGUAGAAUAUUUUCUUCUUUGCAUUCUUAUGACAUCCUUAAAUGUUUAAUAUGCUUUAUGAAAGAAAAUGCAUAUGCUUGCAGUCAGUUUUGUAGCUAAGUAGAUUGUUAAACUGUGUGAAUUUAAUGAAACCUUUCCUAUAAAACAAUAUGCUGUGUUUUGCUGGAGGCUCUUUCUCCUGACUGUGUUCAGUGAGCAGAGACUCCAAAUGCUGUAAAGCCUUCAAAUAAAUAUUGACAAAGAAUUUA
This is a messenger RNA of Xiphophorus hellerii (green swordtail), 1793 nucleotides long. RefSeq lists its product as uncharacterized. The coding region runs from base 228 to 839 and encodes 203 amino acids. The record is from RefSeq and is a predicted model, not a curated record. The transcript has 3 exons. Lineage: Eukaryota; Metazoa; Chordata; Actinopteri; Cyprinodontiformes; Poeciliidae.